Messenger RNA from Bombina bombina (fire-bellied toad), 2037 nucleotides. It is a transcript of the gene PANX2, whose product is annotated as pannexin 2. Lineage: Eukaryota; Metazoa; Chordata; Amphibia; Anura; Bombinatoridae. The record is from RefSeq and is a predicted model, not a curated record. Gene Ontology annotation, molecular function: channel activity. Gene Ontology annotation, biological process: monoatomic cation transport; positive regulation of interleukin-1 production. The coding region runs from base 1 to 2037 and encodes 678 amino acids. The transcript is spliced from 3 exons.
AUGCAACAUAUCAUUGACAACCAUCCAGACAUGGCAACUGCUCUGCUGGCUGGAGAGAAGUUGAAGGAACUAAUUCUGCCUGGGCCACAAGAUGACAGAGCAGGGGCCCUUGCAGCUCUCAUGGUUCAACUGAAGCUCGAACUUCCAUUUGACAGGGUAGUGACCAUUGGGACAGUCCUUAUUCCCAUUCUCCUUGUUACUUUGGUUUUCACAAAGAACUUUGCUGAGGAGCCAAUAUAUUGUUACACACCACACAACUUCACCCGGGAUCAAGCCUUGUAUGCCAGAGGAUAUUGCUGGACAGAACUUAAAGAUGCACUACCAGGGAUGAAUAGCAGCCAAUGGCCUUCGUUGUUUGAGCACAAGUUUCUUCCCUACGCUCUUUUGGCCUUUGCUGGGAUCAUGUAUAUUCCUGCACUAGGUUGGGAAUUUCUUGCCUCCACAAGAUUAACUUCAGAGCUAAAUUUUCUGCUCCAGGAAAUUGAUAACUGUUAUCACAGGGCAGCCGAGGGACGAGCCCCUAAAAUAGAGAAGCAAAUUCAAUCUAAAGGACCUGGUAUUACAGAAAGAGAAAAGAGAGAAAUAAUAGAAAAUGCAGAGAAGGAAAAAAGCCCUGAACAAAAUCUCUUUGAAAAGUACCUGGAAAGAAGAGGUCGGAGUAACUUUUUAGCCAAACUAUAUUUAGGGAGACAUUUACUCAUUAUAUUUUUAAGCAUCUUACCAAUUACAUAUUUAAGUACUUAUUAUGCAACUCAAAAACAGAAUGAAUUCACGUGUGCUCUAGGGGAACCCUAUGAUAAAACCAGCAACUCCAAGCUACAUAUACGAAUGAACUGCAAGCUACCCUCUGUGCAGCUACAACGUAUAAUUGCUUCAGUCGAUAUUUUUUUACUUAGUUUCAUGAACUUAAUUAUUCUUAUGAAUUUAAUUCAUUUGUUCAUUGUUCGAAAGUCCAAUUUCAUUUUUGACAAGUUAAACAAGGUAGGCAUAAAGACUAAGAAACAGUGGCAGAAAUCACAAUUUUGUGACAUCAAUAUACUUGCCAUGUUCUGUAAUGAAAACCGGGAUCACAUCAAAUCCCUAAAUCGUCUGGAUUUUAUCACUAAUGAAAGUGAUUUGAUGUAUGAUAAUGUUGUUCGCCAAUUGCUUGCAGCAUUGGCUCAGUCCAAUUAUGAUGCCACCCCAACAAUGCGUGAUUCAGGGUCUCAGACAGUGGACCCAAGUGUAGAUCCUGCAGACAUUGAUGUCAAUGAACAUCUUGUUAUAAAGCGACCUCGAAAGAAGAUGAAAUGGAUUCCAAGUAGCAACCCUCUGCCUCAGCCCUUUAAGGAACAACUGGCUAUAAUGAAAGUUGAGAAUGCCAAACCUGAAAAGCCUAAGCCUGUAAGACGGAAAACUGCAUCCGACAGCAUCAUAACACCUCUAACUGAAGCUUCUUCAAAGUCAUCUCCACUGUCUCAAAAAAACCACACAAGCACCAACACAGCUGAGAAAAAACAUGCUCGUCACUUUUCCUUAGAUGUCCAUCCAUAUGUUUUAAACAAUAAAAAACCCAAAUCAGAGACACAAGACAGCGCUCCUAUUGCCAUGUCUGAAAGCCAUGAGGGUGAUUUCCUAAACCAAGAGGAAAAUGCAAUUGUUCAAAUUUCAUCUUCUGUGAAAGAUACAGCAAAAGCUACUCAAGAUACUGAGAAAGAGAAUCACCCUCUCUCUGAGAGCUGUAUAGAUGUGUCUGUCUCUGGGGCAUUCCUCACCUGCACUCUCAAUCACAUGGCAACUGUGGCCUCUGCUACAUCAAGUGUUACGCUUAGCCAGGUGAAACCAGAGCCAAUGACUGUGUUUAACCGUAACCCUACUCAUCCUUUACUCCAUAUUAGCACAUUAUAUGAAGAUCAUGAAGACCAGGUCACCAGCUUGAUAGAUAGAGAUCACUCUUCUCCUGACCCGGAAGAAAUUAUUUCUGUAAUCCCACCAAAACAGGUUAUAUUGACCCCUUUUGUUGAGCCCAGGGCCAUAAUACGUUCCAUGGAUUACUAG